Messenger RNA from Harpegnathos saltator (Jerdon's jumping ant), 610 nucleotides. RefSeq names its product ribosomal protein S27A (gene RpS27A). Gene Ontology annotation, cellular component: ribosome. Bases 117 to 587 code for a protein of 156 amino acids. The transcript has 4 exons. Gene Ontology annotation, biological process: translation. Lineage: Eukaryota; Metazoa; Arthropoda; Insecta; Hymenoptera; Formicidae. The record is from RefSeq and is a predicted model, not a curated record. Gene Ontology annotation, molecular function: protein binding; structural constituent of ribosome.
GCGCAUGCGCAAAUCUCUCCUUUCGCCGAUCAUUUUAUGCCGACUAUUUCACAUUCUUCUGAUUUGUAAGUUUAUGCGUCCAUUUGUUGGAUGUGAAGCGUGAGCAAAGGUUCAUCAUGCAAAUUUUCGUGAAAACUCUUACGGGGAAGACCAUCACCCUCGAAGUUGAGGCAUCAGAUACUAUUGAAAAUGUAAAGGCAAAAAUACAAGAUAAAGAAGGAAUUCCACCAGAUCAACAAAGACUGAUCUUCGCUGGAAAACAACUGGAAGAUGGGAGAACUUUAUCUGACUAUAACAUUCAAAAAGAGUCUACUUUACAUUUAGUGUUGCGCUUGCGAGGUGGUGCAAAAAAGCGCAAGAAGAAGAAUUAUUCGACUCCCAAAAAAAUUAAACAUAAAAAGAAGAAAGUGAAAUUAGCAGUGCUGAAGUACUAUAAGGUGGACGAAAAUGGAAAAAUCCAUCGUUUGCGCCGUGAAUGUCCUAUGGAACAAUGUGGUGCGGGUGUGUUUAUGGCAGCAAUGGAAGACCGCCAUUACUGUGGCAAAUGCGGAUACACUCUUGUUUUUAAUAAGCCAGAUGACAAAUAAAGUCCGGCAGAAAUGAACUCUUA